AUGAGCUCAACAGGUUUACAUCAAAUCACAGAAGAAGUUCACCACACAACUCAUAAAUCAGGUAACUAUGUUAAAGGAAACAGAAAGUACUUAGAUUAGCGUUUAAAAAGAGAAGAAAUCCUUAAAUUACCUUCCUAACCAGCAAUCUCUCCCUCUUUCCCUUUCGGGCCUUAUCGCUUUAUUGACAGGGAGUAUCUUAUUAUUUCUUACGAAACAGAUAUAGAAGUUCUUCGUAAGGUAGUUCCUUAUCCUCUAGUUCCUCAAAGCAAUGUCGUCCUCUAUGAGUGGAUUAACAUGCCUGACUCAAGCGGCUUUGGUUCAUAUUCUGAAACUGGAACAGUCAUUCCUUGUUUGCUAAAUGGAGAACCUGUUAAUUUCACUCUGCAAAUGUACUUGAAUAAUGAAGCACCUAUUGCCUCAGGUAGAGAAAUUUGGGGCUUUCCUAAAAAGUAUGCCAAACCUUCUAUGGGAAUUAAUAAAGAUACCUUAGUAGGAAGAUUAAAUUACAGCGGAGAAUAGAUAGCAUUUGGCACUAUGACUUAUAAAUACAAAAAAAUUCCUGAAGCAGAAGCUUUAAAAUCACUUACUAAAUUGCAGUGCGUUUUGAAGUAUAUUCCAGAUGUCGACUGGAGCCCUAAGAUAGCAUAACUUAUUGGUUUUAACCUCUGUGAUAUUUAAUUGAAAGAAGCAUGGGAAGGACCAGCUAAGCUAGAAUUGAUUCCUCAUGUUAAUGCUCCCACUACUCUCCUCCCUGUCCUCAAAGUAUUGGGUGGUAAACAUAUUAAAGCAGAUAUAACUCUACCUUUUGGUAAAGUUUUGCAUGACUACGUUGAAAGCGUUGGUGGAUAAGAAAAUGCAAAGGAAAUAGCGAAGGGUCAUAGAGGAGAAUAAGGACAACUUGAUUUUAGUAUUCAAGAAGAUGUUUUAAGGGCUGCUUCUAUGCCUCUUAUAGCUCCCUCUUUCUCUAAAGGUCCACUCAUUAUGGAUGACAGAGAGUAUCUAAUCUUUUAAUAUGAAUCAACUCCUGAAGCAAUAGCAAGAGCUCUACCUGAACCCCUCAUUCCUUACGAUCAUAAUUACGUGUAUUUAUAUUUUAUCAAUGCAAGUGGAAGCGGAUUAGGUGAAUUCCAUAAAUUAGAUAUGUAUGUUCCUUGCUAUUUAGGAAACGAAUUAGUAAUGUUUGGAGUUUAAAGUUAUCUUAACUCAAGUGCUUCAAGAACUGCAGGAAGAGAAGUAUUCGGCUAACCCUAAAAAUUUGGUGAUGCUGAAAUAACUGUCUGCAGAGAUACAUUGAAGGCAACUUUAAAGUACAGUGAUGAAACUAUAGCUUUUGCUACUAUGUCAUAUAAAUUCAAUAAAUUAGAUCCUCAUAAAGCAAGAGAAAUGCUUGAAAUCCCAAUGGUCAAUCUUAAAUUUAUUCCAAGUGCAGUUGAAGGAAAAGUUGAUAUUGCAUAAUUGACAAAAAUGGAAUAUUCAGAUAUCCACGUUACUGCCUCUUACCAUAGUCCUUGUCAAGUAAGCUUAGUCCACCAUGUUAAUGCUCCUCUCAAAGACUUACCUGUUGUUAAAACCCUUGAUGGAUAUCAUAUCAAAGCUGAUACUAUCAUCAAAAAAGCUACAGUUGCUUAUGACUAUCUAUUAGAUAAAUCUUUUAUAUAAUGA
This is a messenger RNA of Tetrahymena thermophila SB210, 1662 nucleotides long. RefSeq names its product acetoacetate decarboxylase, putative. Gene Ontology annotation, molecular function: lyase activity. The transcript has a single exon. The record is from RefSeq and is a predicted model, not a curated record. NCBI's taxonomy places the organism in Eukaryota, Ciliophora, Oligohymenophorea, Hymenostomatida, Tetrahymenidae.